This is a messenger RNA of Nasonia vitripennis (jewel wasp), 1482 nucleotides long. RefSeq lists its product as uncharacterized. The record is from RefSeq and is a predicted model, not a curated record. Bases 436 to 1116 code for a protein of 226 amino acids. NCBI's taxonomy places the organism in Eukaryota, Metazoa, Arthropoda, Insecta, Hymenoptera, Pteromalidae. The transcript is spliced from 4 exons.
AAAAGCCGUCGCCGGUGUCGAGUCAGUCUCGCGCGGAGUUCGCGGCGCGCCGCAUCGCUGCGGAUAACCUCGCAUCGUCGUCCCCACGAACACGAGGAGUGUGCUGAUGUGCGAUGGCGAUGAUAUACCUCUUAGGCGUGUGAAGCAAUGUUGCUAGUGAGACAGCCCGAAAGUGUGCUACCGAUAAGAUGAGCGGAACACGUGGCCGUAAGCACGAGGUGGCUGGAACGUCGAAGAUCGUGGGUGUUGGGAUGAUUCCGAGUGCCUGAAUAGACGGAGGCGCUGCAGCGAACGAAAAAAAAGAGAAGCAGUCCGAACGAUGACGCGGAGUAAGAGAGGUGCCUCCUGACCGCGGAGGAACCGAAGAACUUGUUAUAACCGGGGAAAAAAGCCGGGACAACGGAGGGCAGAGGUCCGGCCGUUCAGGCCUGCAUUAUGUCGAUGAAGAGACUGGCCGUGUUGUCAGCAGUGCACACGGCCCAGCUGCUGCAGAACAACAGCACCGGAGCACCGGCAGCCGCGAGAGAGCCUGGACAGCAGGGCUACAGCAUGUCCAGCGGCGUCGGGGGCGGCAGGUCCGGCCGGUACGAGACCGACCUGCACGGCAACGUCAAUAUCCUGCUCGGAGGGGCGAUGUUGGGCGGCGUGAUAGCAGUGGUCUUCUUCGUGUGCUACUGCUGCCACAGGAACAUGAGGAAGAAUCGACCGCACGAGUACACGCAGUACUGGCGACCCGAGCCGGACGUCCACAGCCUGGAAGUCUUUACCAUGGACUCGCACGCUAUGUGCUACGACCGAAACGUCAUAUCCCUGCACGGUCAGCAGAUCCAGUCUCUACCAGAGGAGGUGACGGCCUCGACGAUGGCGCAGCCGCGUCCAGCGACACCGGGUCCACCGCCGGCCUACGAGAGCCUGAUUUUCAAACCCUGUCUGGCUUCCCCAUCGGACAAGAAGCCCGGAGGUGGUCUGUCGCCGGUCGGUUGCAUCCUUCCAGUGCCCCUCGACCUCGAGAGCGGAGUUCACAGGGGCCUCAAGGAGGAGGAGUGCCGAAGGGACGACGAGGGACUGCCUUCGUACGAGGCAGCCCUCAAACUCGAGGCUCACGGAUACGUGUAGGAAUCGAACUCGUAGUGUGUUCAGUGCUUGUGCGAUCGAAGAGACUGACUUGGUGAACGCUGUGUGUGGCCUACGGCUGGAUGGGACUUGUUUUGUAUAUAAUCCAAAGUUAUAAUACGUAAAUCGGGGUGCUUUCGAUUAAAAGUAGUGCAGCAGCUUCUGAAUGAAAUAACCAAAGAGAAAAUAGCCGAUACGUUACAGCAGAUGAUUUUAUAAAUGUUAAGCAGUGCAAUAAAUUAGAGAUAACCGCUAUUUUACCUGUAGAUGUAUAGUUGUCAGAAAAGUGACUUUGUGACUGAAUGGGAGUUUUCGAGUGACUCGAGAUUUAUUUCAAAUCAGUAAUAAAUAUUCUCAUAAUUAGCGUAA